AUGGCCUCUCGGUAUGACGUCGAAAACUCCGCUAUCUUCAAAGACCUACAAUCUAUCGACAUCGCUUCUUCUCGCAACGGGCAUCUGGGCUCAAACGUGUCUAAUUCCCCAGUUGUCGCCAAAUAUCCGCACGAAACGCUAACGUCGACACUCCAACGUCCAGAAUACUGUUCGCCUUUAGGUGCAGAGGAAACAAGCUUUGAAAGGAUGUUCGAACUUCGGCUGGGUCGAAUCAGCCUCGAAGUCGAAAAAUAUGGGUCACUUGGAUUUGGUAAAGAACACCUGGUCCUCAUCCUCAGCUGCGUUGACGCCAAACUUCUAUUAGGACUCUCACGACAAUCGGCCAAGGUCUCCUAA
Messenger RNA from Cyclocybe aegerita, 357 nucleotides. The record is from the annotation of a GenBank genome assembly. Lineage: Eukaryota; Fungi; Basidiomycota; Agaricomycetes; Agaricales; Hemipholiotaceae.